This is a messenger RNA of Rhodamnia argentea, 884 nucleotides long. Its product is annotated as mediator of RNA polymerase II transcription subunit 11. Gene Ontology annotation, biological process: regulation of transcription by RNA polymerase II. Gene Ontology annotation, molecular function: transcription coregulator activity. The record is from RefSeq and is a predicted model, not a curated record. Lineage: Eukaryota; Viridiplantae; Streptophyta; Magnoliopsida; Myrtales; Myrtaceae. Bases 353 to 772 code for a protein of 139 amino acids. Gene Ontology annotation, cellular component: mediator complex. The transcript has 4 exons.
CUAUUAUCCCCGUGAGCUGAGCGUGAGCCCCAAAGGAACAAUGCGAAUACACUGCUCUGGGCAUACGCACCGACGCGCAAUAAACUAGCAGUGACCGUAGGCGUCUUCGCCGCCGGCGUUUCUCUCAUUGCGGUCGGCCUUCACCUCUCUUUCGCCAACCUCUCGUGCCGCAAUUCGCAGCGAUUUCGUCAAGUCUCACCUGAUGAAGUUCGUCGACGAUUGACCGUCCUAAUCGCUCCGACUUCGAUGUCGCCUUGGUCGCGAACUCUUCUUUCUAGGGUCAAGUGUUUAUUGGCUUGAUGCUGUUCGAUCAUCACUCGUAUUACACUUGGGCUCGGCUUUGCUUGCUUGAAUGAGGUUAAAUUCAGCUCAAGCAAGCGGAUUCAAUACAAAAGGGCAGAAAGCGACUAUUAGUGCAGAGUCCAUGGAUUCUCCGACACAAAACACGUCAUUGCAGCGUCUUCAAAAUGUUGAAAAGAGAAUUGUCAAGGUUUUGGAGCUAGCCGGGGGAGUGAUGGAUGAACUUGCUAAUCCGGCUGGUCCCCGAAAGGAAUCUAUAAACAACCAUUGCCGCGAGUUCAUGCAGUCAAUCAAGGACAUCCAGGUGACUCUGCGAGACGAAAUCAAAAGCGCAUGUGAAUACCGUCCGUUCGAGAAGUGCGACUACAACUCUCGAAUAGCAAAUGAGAUUGGUUUGGAGAAGCUGAAAUACAUCCUAUCUCAGCUGGAUGGAAUGAAAGAAACUACCGAUGAAUAUAAUAGCGAAGCCUGACAUGUAUGAGUUUUGGUAUUCGUUGGAAGGUUGGCAUGGGGAGUUAUUGCUCGACACUGGAUUUAUCAUAUCAGGAGCUCUUAAAUCUUAAGACAGAAUGUGUAUUUAGUCA